Molecule: messenger RNA, 699 nt
Organism: Perkinsus marinus ATCC 50983
Lineage: Eukaryota; Perkinsozoa; Perkinsida; Perkinsidae
Exons: 8
Coding region: 1-699 (232 amino acids)
Source: RefSeq, a predicted model, not a curated record
AUGGUAACUAAAUCGGAGGAUGCAUUUCCGGACGUUCGCCUUCGAGAAGAGUUGAUGUUUAUCGUUGGUGGCUGCGCUUGUUUGACUUUGCUCGUCAACGCUACUACAGCUCACGCACUGGUGAAUAUUUUGGGUUUCACAGAAUUGACGACGAGUAAAAAGAUCCUCUUGAAAAAUGUGGAUUUGAGUAUUGCCGAGGCGGCGAGAGAAAUGUACGAUGAACUGCUGGUCGAUGAUGAAGUGCUUCGGACGAGCUGUCCUAAGACUUUGACGGAGGCGGUGAGCACGUUGAGGUUGAGGAGGGCUGGUGGUGAUAGUGGGGAAGAGUCACCGAAGAGAAAUGUGUAUUGGGAUUUCAUGGACUUGGGGCUGCUACCGAGGAACUCGACAGCGGCUCAGUUGUUGAUUUAUAGCGUCGAUACGGCGAAACAGUUUCAUGUAGAAAAAAAGAUGAACGAUUGGAACAAGCUAAGAAGGCGACUCGAAUCUAAGGAGAGAGCGGCGUUAUGGAGAUUAAAACAGAAAAUGCGAUUAUCGACGGACUUCGCAUCGUCGUGGACGGAGUUGACGGUUUAUGUUGUUGAUUCGUUUGCGGCUGCUCAUGUGAGGGCGCAGAAGAGCAUUGCGAGAGUGAAGAUACGUUUGAGAGUUUCCCGACGCAAGAUGCAGAAGGUGCAGAGAGCGAUAAUUUUCUUUUGA